UGCUUGAUGAGAACGAGCAUAUUCUCAGCAUGAGGAUCGUUGGUGGAGAUCACAGACUCAAGAACUAUUCAUCAGUUAUCUCUCUUCACCCUGAGACCAUUGAAGGAGGAAGAAUAGGGACGCUUGUGAUCGAGUCCUUUGUGGUAGAUGUACCAGAAGGGAACACAAACGAUGAGACUUGUUACUUUGUGGAGGCUUUGAUCAAAUGCAAUCUUAAAUCUUUAGCUGAUAUCUCCCAACGCCUUGCGGUUCAAGACACAACAGCUUCCACAUGAACAGAGUCUAAGAGAAGAGAGAGAGAUUGAAGAAACUUAAUGAAAUGUGGAGUCAAGAGAGAAAGAUUCGGUGCGGUGGAUGAAGCUUUCAAAGGGAAAAAGAGAGUGUCUCUUUGAGGAUGGACAAGGCAAAUAAUAAUCGCCAUUUUACCGUUUACAUAAUAAUAAGUUUCUUUAUUUAACACUUUUUUUUGUUUGUCAAUUUGAUGAAUAUUUUUGGUUUCUUUCUUCUCUGAAGAUCCAAAAUAUGAUUUUGGAGAUUUGGCUUUUGCCACCACUUGCAGGAAUCUUUACAAUUUGCAGAGAGACAUGUUAAAAGAUGUGAUCAUGGGGUUCCACUCUUCUUCCCUUUUUUUUGUAACACUUAAAAGUUGGUUGCACCCAUAAUGGCCACAGUUCCUUCUUAAUUUUAUUUUUUCUACCUUU
Molecule: messenger RNA, 701 nt
Organism: Brassica oleracea var. oleracea
Lineage: Eukaryota; Viridiplantae; Streptophyta; Magnoliopsida; Brassicales; Brassicaceae
Product: abscisic acid receptor PYL8-like
Exons: 2
Coding region: 30-275 (81 amino acids)
Source: RefSeq, a predicted model, not a curated record